Messenger RNA from Klebsormidium nitens, 5267 nucleotides. NCBI's taxonomy places the organism in Eukaryota, Viridiplantae, Streptophyta, Klebsormidiophyceae, Klebsormidiales, Klebsormidiaceae. The record is from the annotation of a GenBank genome assembly.
AUCGAGUGUUAUGGCCGCCCGCACGGUCGGGAGCCAUGGCCGCGCUUUGCAUGAGAUGUUCCUGACCGUCACGGUGUUCUCUCUGACACUCAGACAGUGUCAGACUUCAGUGACAUUCCUAGGUAUAUCGCUGCAAGUUCAACACCAGCGCCCCUGUCCAAUGCAAGCAACCGUCUUGUGUUCCCCUUUCUACCUUCAUGAGGGGCCUUCAAGUUGUUGCCUGUUAGUGCAUCUAGCUGUCGUGGCCUUGAUUCUGAAUUGACUGAGAGCACCUCUUGGACCUUUCUCGUGGAGGUCCCAUGGCUUCAAACCUCAGUAUCGAUCUGGUGACUUGGAAGUUGCGGACCGUGAGGGUGUUCAUUCAGUUGGUUUAGAGCAAAAAGGCAAACUGUUAACUUUGGCCAUAGCAUGUUCAGAACAAAAGUAAAGUGUGAUCUCAGAUGCUCAAUCUUCUGCAGCUGACUGAGAAUAGAGAACACCUCGGCGAGCAGAAUUAGGUUUUGCCACUUUUGGUGAAUGAAAACUUUUGAGGAUAAUUCUGUUGUAACCCAUUGCCAGAGCAAGGCCUUCUAGGAGAGGCAGAACCCCUGCGGAACCGGAGAGUGGGUGGGAUUGCAAAUUUCAUAAGUUGAGGCAUCGAGAGAUGAAGCAAAGCUGGGAACCUCUAGUAAGCAUGAAUGAACCUUCUGCUUCUGGAAAAGAGAGCCGAUCCAUGGAGUUCAUGGCCUCUGAGCGGCUCGUAAAGUCCUGGUCAUUUGCUUGCUGCAUCAUAGUGACGUUGCCAGGAACGUGAGCUGGCUACAACCUUGUUCCCAAUUGACGAGAUCAACGUGAGACAUUCUUGGUUCAGGCAUCCAGCGCGAACAAGCAAGGCGCUAAUACGCUGCACCGCUGGUGACGUCAGGGGGGCUGUUUGGGGAUGGUUUCGCCGGGCCCCUCGUCAAGAACAGCCGAGCUGCAACAAGAGUGCCGGGGGGUCUGGCAGAUCAUGCUCGCUGUCGAUGCAAGUGCGGGAGUGCCAGAAGGUGCGCUAGAGGCUGGGCUUCGGGGAGCGGAGAAUGCGGACCUGCUGAGCGGGGGGAACCGAGAAGCAUCAGAGACGGACCAACAAAAUAUCGGCGGAGCGAAGAAUUUAAAGGGGGGGAGCCUGCUAGAACGGAGGCCUGAUGCAGUCAUCCCCCAAGCCCUGCAACCGCAGAGGUCGAUCCCAGGGAAUGGGUUCGCCGGCGCUUUCAGUCCGGUCCAGGGGUUGGUUUUACCAGCCAGCAGCACCCCCCCGAUGCCUGCGUACCUGCUCCCAACGUCCAGCCUCCAGAGCGGUCUGUCGCCACCACAACCGUUUGGCCCCCAGGCUGCUUUACCCCCCUUCCUUGCUCCCAGCCCCCCAAGCGGUAAACCCGAACCUGCCGACCCCUCCUGGGGGUUCAAACCGUGGGGCGAGCAGAUGCUGUCCCGCCGCCAGGGGGCUGGCGACCCAAAUGCUGCCGCACCCCCCCAUUCCGGACUGGGGCGGCUGGAAAAGUGGGAGGUCCCCAUCUUUAAACCGGCUGCUUUUCCUCCGUCCUUGAUUCCCGCACCCCCCUCCAGCCGAGCCACACCCCCCUGGACAUUUCGAGAGAACCCCUCCCCCCCCUCGACAAGCUUCAACUCAACGCCCAGGGGGGUCAGCGUCAGUGGAAGCUCGACCCCCUCCACAUCAAGCGCCCCGCUAAGUCAGGAGUUUGCGCGCACUACGCUCGCGCCCGGUGCGCUCCCCCCGGGCGCUUGGGAAGGAAACUCUGGCAGGGGGGGAAGUGUAGGGGGGACGCCAACCGGGCGACGUGCGGCGCUGGACGCAGGCGAGAGUAGCGACAACCAGAUGCACGUGCCUCAGUCGGUGCUCAAGAUCGUGGCACGGGCGCUGCAAGCGGACCUCACAAUUGCAGCGAUUCUGCAGCGGCCCACCCGCCUUGCCGAGACAGUUCUCUGCGUCCCCGAGGGCUUGGUAACCGUCCCGGUUCGCCUGAGCAAGGGCGUUUUAGACGCGGCCACCGGCGAAGUCGUCGACACCGAGAAGCUCCUGCUGCCAAGCAUGCUCACGGCCGCGCUCGGGGCCCGGCCCCAGAAGCUCCUCGCGCUGCAAUUUGCCGCAACCGGAUGCGAGGGGCUGUGCUACGCGAUGUGGGUUCGCGCGGACUCGGUUCCCGGAAACGCGGCGAGCAUAAUGGCAGACACAGUGCAGGCGUUGCCCGCGUUCCUGACUAGUAGGGUGCAAGCGAUGAGCACGGAACGGCUGAGCCGGCGGUUCGACGCGAUCCUGAAGCGGAUGCCGCAGGGUGUGGUGUUCAUCGACGACGGGUUAGGGCCGUGUUUGGUUAACCCGGCUGCGGCGGAGCUGCUUAACUUGCCCACCUUUGGGGAGCUGGAUCCGGUGAAAGUGGCGGCGACAAUGCAUGAGCUGGCGGCGAGGAGCGACAUGAGAGCGGAGGUCUACCGUUGGUUCAACGCGGUUGCUGGGAACCCGAACGAAAUCAUCGAGUCCGAUUGGGUCCUUAAAAACCCGCGCCAAGUGUUACGAGUCCGGUCAUACCCGGUGGGAGGCGCGUCCAACCAGCUGAUGUCACUCGGCAUCGAGAGCCUUGUCCCCGAGAAGCAGCGCAUGACGCACGGCCGCGUGUGGCUGUUCGAUGACGUCACGGCGGAGCGGGACGCGAGGGACGCGAUCGAGGCGGCGGACCGCGCCAAGUCGCAGUUCCUGGCGAUGAUGAGCCACGAGCUCAGGACGCCACUCACAGGUGUGCUUGGGAUGCUGGACCUGCUGCGGCUGACCCCGCUGUCGUCAGAGCAGGGCCGGUACGUCCGCGCGAUGCAGGGCAGCGCGGAGUCCCUGCUAACAAUCAUAAAUGACAUCUUGGACUUCAGCAAGAUUGAGGCGGGGCACCUGACGCUAGAGCAGAUCGACUUCCACCUGGGGGUCCUCGUGGAACAGGUGGCUGCGCUCUUCCAAGGAAAACUAGAGGAAAAGACCCUGAAGCUUACCCUGGACCUCCCCCCCUGGGAGGAGCUGCCCGUCAGUGGAGACCCAGUCAGAUUGCGCCAGGUGUUCGCAAACCUGGUGUCCAACGCGAUCAAGUUCACCGAAGUGGGGGGAAUCAGCGUCUCGAUCCAGCGGGUGGGCAACGCAAAGGGCAGCCGCGGCGUCAAGCGGGACCGUGCGGGGGUCUCGCGGAGCGGCACGCCGAGCCCUACCGGCUCGCAUCUGUGCACUCCCCGCACUUCUCUUUCCCGCCGGCCCCCUCCCUCCGACAUCCCAGACCGCGUACCCACCCCCCCUUCCACCAGCCACGCAGCACUCCCCCAAAGAGAACAAUCAACUUCUACCGACUGCUCAGGCAAGUCUCUCCGGCGGACGCCCCCGCCCCCGGAGUGCGAAACCUUGUUGGGUGGCGAUCGUGCAGGAGACGGGGGCAGUGACAUCAGCCAAAGAGCGAAGUUGCCACGUGCCCACGUUCUGGGCCGCCGAAUCUCGGGGCUCACGAUCGAGAAACUGGAAGAUUCCACGUCAGAAACAACGUCGAAUCCGGACGGGCAGGAUGGGCCGACGGGCAGAUCGGACGGCCGGGAUGGGUUUGUUACGCCAGAGGAGGAGCGCGCGGCGAGCGGAAGCGGGCCCCCCCGGUUGGAGGGGAGCGCAGCGGGGCAUGCCAGGAGUGUGUUGCGGGAGAAGUCGCGCCUUUCGAGAAUGAGCCAACCGGAGACCGACCGGCGGAGCUUUUCGGAUCCUGGUGCCAGGAAAGCACCCGGUCCUAGUUGCUCAGAGUUGGGCAGGGCCGCGAACGGGGGGCCCGGAGUGGCUUCAGAAGCGGGGGGUGAGGUGGUUGGCGAGUCGGCCGCAUUAGCGAAAACAGACGAACCGGAGGCAGGGGUGUCUGCACCGGAAGGUACUGAGGGGUCAAGCGAAGGGUUUCUUGAACGGGGAAGUGGUCUUAGGCCAGUGGAUAAGGCGCGGGAUCCAGGGGCCGCGAGAGAGGAUCUGGUCGUUCCGGGGGGGACGGGGCCGCGGCGAAACGCUGCGUCCUGGGGGGAUCCGGGGAUCAGCCGGCGCGCCUCGGCGACGACGCUCCAGGAUCACGAGAAGCGGGUUUGGUUAGAGAUCAGAGUUACGGAUACCGGGAUUGGGUUGACGAAAGAGCAGCAGGCGAAGCUGUUCUCGGCGUUCAUUCAGGCGGAUGCGACCACGACGAGGCGGUUUGGGGGAACAGGGUUAGGGUUAGCGAUUUGCAAACGGCUGGUCAACGCGAUGGGGGGCGAGAUUUGGAUCACGAGUGAGGUGGGCGUGGGGAGCACUUUCGCGUUUACGGUCGGGUUAAGGAUGGCAAAGGAUGCUGAGGCGGUUUUGGCGCUAGAGGGGCAAGCUCGGGGAGGCAGGCCGAGCACACCCCCCCUGGAAAAGGUGACAAAGGCAAGCCGGGGGUGCCGGGUUUUGGUGGCAGAGGAUAACCCUAUCAACCAAAUGCUGAUCCGUAAGAUGCUAACCCAUUACGGACAUGAACCACAAAUUGUCGGGAACGGACAGCUGGCAGUCGACGAGAUCAGGGCCAAGCCGUUCCACUACACGCUGAUUCUCAUGGACCUUCAAAUGCCGGUGCUAGAUGGGCUCGGCGCAACGAAGGCGAUCCGCGCACUGGGCCCGCCGGGAGCGCUUCCGAUCUUUGCGCUGACGGCAGACGUGUUGGUGGGGGCGGGGGAGGCGAUAGAAGAGCACCAAUUGGACGGGUACUUGACCAAACCAAUAAAUUGGGAGAAACUCGCGGGGGUGAUUGAGGCGGCAAGCGAGGCGGGGCCAGUGGCAGUGGAGCCCGCUUCUUGAGCAACCCCUAGUGCAUUCUAGUGUCAUUAUAUUAUUAAUAGCUCUUGUACGACUACGGUGUUCUUGAACGGGCAGUUGAUUUUAACGAUUGGUAAUAGCGACAAGCUAUCAGAAGAAGAUGGAAAGUAGGUCAUAUUAGAGUUACUUCCAGUAGCCUCCUAGGUGUACAGCCGGGGAUCAUACUUGGGUUGGCGGCGCAUGCGGUGAGCUUAGAGAGGAUAGGCUUGCGUUCAGAGGGCAGCCCGGCAAGAUCAGAGCGUUCUACAUUGAGCAGAUUGCCAGCCAGCAAAGCAGGUCCUCCAAUGAUUGACAAACAUAAUAAGACGCUUGCAAUUGUACUUAUCCACAUAAAGCUGGCUUGAUGCUUUGAACACAUGAAACAGUGCAUAAAUGAUCAAGGGGUAUACAUAUAUCGUCA